AAACGUCGCUCAGCACAAAGAAGCUGUUCCAUCAUCUCUAUCCACGCGAGCAGCUUCUAGUUCUAGAACGCCACUGUUCUGUUUGUCGGUCAAAGUUGAUUCCCAGCUUCGCUAUGGCGACGGAAAAAGCUCCCGAAGGACAAAGGAAACGGGCUUUAGAGGCGUUAGAGCGGAGGUUUGCUCAAGCGGAAGCCGACGGUCUCCGUCAACAGGAUCUCCAGACCAAGAAGCGAAGAACUAAUACCAGCACCACUCCUCAUGGAAAUCAAUCUCCUUCUAAGAUUGAUGAUGAACCACUUUCCUCCCAUCCCUUGAUUUCGAAUGCAACACCUAAGAAAGGCAAGAUUUCAUUUUUAGGUCAUUCCUCAUCACAAGAUGUAGAACUACAGCACCCAGCAUACUUUCAACUCUCUCAUACUGUUGAUGGGAAUCUUCUGUCAACUGUUGGAGAGGUUGCUAAUGGUAGAAGUACUGUUGAUUAUGUACUGCAUGAGCUUCUUCAACAUGGUGAUUCAGCACAGAAGUAUUUGCAGGGUUCCAAAAGUGUGAAAGUAGACAACUAUAUUCUUCUAGAUAAUGUUGUCCAAAAAAGUAGCAUGUCUAACAAUGCUUCCUUACGGGCUUUAAAGAAGCUGUCAAAACGGUCCAAAAGCCGCAUGUCACUAAAGCAACAUAAAAAAUGUAAAUCAUUCGAUUUGCCUCCAGAGUUUCAUAAGUAUGAGAUCUACAAGCAAAUGCAUGAAAUGUGGAAGUGCUACAUAAAUAAACUUAUAAAAUGUGCAGGGACAAAUCAAUUGGCACAAUAUCUCCUAAAUGCAGACUUGCAUGGCGCACUUAUUCUAGUUGCUGCUUGCAAGCUAGAUGGGUAUACUGGACUGCAUGGUAUCAUGAUCCGUGAAACUGUAGAAACAUUUGGAAUAAUUACAGAAGACAAUAUAUUCAAAGUUGUGCCCAAGAAACUCUCUGUUUUUAUGCUACAAGUGGAUUCGUGGAAGGUUACCAUACUUGGCGACAAACUCGCCUCAAGAAACAUGAUGCGAUGAUUUUAUUAUUAAAAACCUGUCAGCAUUUACAUGCAAAGCAGAGAUCUGGAAAAGAUAAACUAUGAACUCAUUUGUAAUGAGCAACCCGGCCAGCAAUAACUCUGCACACCACGAUGGCUGCCCUGGUGGGUUCACGGCUGCAUUUCUCAACUCUUCUAUGCGCUCUCCAACUAGUCUUAGAAAGCGUUAUCGAUGACCCCUCCAUUGUUGCUACAUCAUCACUCUUAUAAUUACGGCCUGUGAUGAUUCUACAACCCCCACAACUCCUCCUCUUACAGGUCUUCAAGAAUUGAUCUAACCCUAAUGAGCAAGUGAUGGCAGUGCCUCUGAACCUCAAAACCUCAUGCCCAUCGUCUCCCACUCCACUCUCCGUUCUCUUUGACUUCACCAUCGUUCUAUACUCUUCAAACCUCUUGUAAACUUCUUCACUUUGAUUCACUCUAAAAACCUUUUGGAUUUUGUACCCAACACUAUUCUUCCACCCUGCCUGAAAAACUGCCUCCACAACGCUCAAUGUGGGAUCCCCUCCGGUGAGCUCUUCUAAUAGUUGAAUCUCUUUGUUCCUUGGAAAAGAAAGAACCCGUUUAGUAUGGGAAUCUAAACACUCUUGGGGUUUAGGGUUCUGAUUGUUCUUUGGAGGAGGAGGCUUGUGCAUUUCUCUUUUAGGAGAAACGACACUUGGCUUUGGCUUUGGUUUGAAACAUCUAAUGGUUGAACUCGGGUGGCAAAGUAGCAGUGCUAAAGAAGUCAUUAUGAGACAUUUCUCAGACAUUGCGCUUCUACUCCCUCUACAUUUGGAUUGAAGGCCAGUUAUGACGAAUGUGUAUGUGCAAUAAUAAUAAUAAUAAUAUAUACAUGUGGAUAAAGUGUGAUCAGGAUCUAAUGUAAUCAAAGGUAAUAAACCGUAAUAUAUGUAUUCAUUAAUG
This is a messenger RNA of Cuscuta europaea, 1969 nucleotides long. The record is from the annotation of a GenBank genome assembly. Lineage: Eukaryota; Viridiplantae; Streptophyta; Magnoliopsida; Solanales; Convolvulaceae.